AUGCCAAACACGGCACGACCACCAUUGCACCAUGCCGUGACAAUGGAAGCGCCGCGACGCCCUCGAUCUAACAGGCCACCACUGCGUCGAUCAAUUCGUCUCGAAGACGAUGAAGGUGCCGCGGAAGAGCGACGCCGUGUUUUCGGCCACGGACCUCGAGCUCCGUCAUUUGAUGAGGGAGAUGUAAGCGACCAUGAAUGUGAAUGCCAGCGUGCAUCACUCGAAAGGUCUGGCCCCUCUGCUGAAACGCCUGAUGAAGAUUACGAACCAGAGUUUGUCGCCUCUCCUCAUAUGGAUAAACCUGACUCACGAACACGCGGUGCUUCAGCAGACCGUGUGCUCGACCAACGUGUACAUUUGACUCCUCGCGGACCAUCCAGAGCUCACUCUCAGGGCGUGUUCGAAAGACGUUUACCUAAAAUAUAUAAAUUAGGGCUUAUUGAUAAGUCAAAACGAGCAAGUUCGAGCGCCCUUUACGAAAGAGCAGAUAGAUCGCCCACUGAGGCAUUCUAUAAUGCUACAGGUUCUACACGACUAAGUUCACAAGAACUUUUUGAAAAGUUUUGUUCAGAAGAUUUUACUUCUCUAUACGGGAGAGAAGAAUAUAGACCUCGCCGUCCUCCACACUCUAAAUCAACUGGAAGCAGUGGCUCAGAUGUACGUCACGAGAGAACUUGUUGUCGACGCAUACCAUGUGGCUCACAACCUGCUUUAAAUCGGCGUCAUCACUACCACACUCCACGGUCUGAUCGGUCAACAGAUUCCGACGAUACAUCGCCCGGGAGAACUAAUUUUCGUAUUCCUUCAGAUAUAUACGAGCAAAGUAUAACUGAUUACCCGAGAUCAGCUGCACUACUAAGUCCUGAUAAGUUCGAAGCAAGGUUUACGUUUGAUAUAUCUGAACGCAGCGAAGUUACUUCGUAUCGUGACGAAACUCCGUCGGAUGCAACAGAAACGAGAAAUCUUACUCUGUAUGAAGAGCCCCAUUCAGAUCGUACGAGUAUUUGCGAAUUAUACGAUGCAGCUUUUUCUUCACACCGACCAUCAUUCAAACGUUAUAGUUCACGUCGUCAAUGUGGCCCCUUUGAUUUAAGCAAUCUAGAUUUCCGUGCGAUUGAUGAUGAGAGUCCACGAACCAGCCGCCGUACAUCGCAGCGAAGUAUGGACGAUACUAUGCGUCAAACUUCAGAAUCUCGUAGUUGGGCAUCAGAUUCUGUUUUCGCUACACCAGAACGUAGAGCGAUAACCACUACCACUACUUCACCGUCAUCUACAGACACUCGAAAGUUUGUCACGGCCUCGGAGCGUGCAGAAUCAGCAGCAGCAGACUCAACUCAAGCUGAUACGACUGCGGCUGAAGAACAACCCAGCGUGAUUGAGCGAUCUGAAUACUCCUUAGCACUCACUCUAGGUCGGAUAAACAUAGACGGUUCCCCAGAAAGACCAGCUUCAACUCCAUCAGGUUUAGUUCGCAUAUCGAGUCGACCUUCAAUGCUAAAAUUAGAGCCCAUAGAACCCGAGAGACUCUGCGGCGGCGCUGGAGAACAAGAAACAAUUGCAGCAUCACGUAAACGUCGAGGGGCCAGUGAGCCACGCCGCUCGGCUCGAUGUUUUCCUCUCUGA
Messenger RNA from Pieris macdunnoughi, 1623 nucleotides. The record is from the annotation of a GenBank genome assembly. NCBI's taxonomy places the organism in Eukaryota, Metazoa, Arthropoda, Insecta, Lepidoptera, Pieridae.